Vicia villosa (hairy vetch) is the source of this 492-nucleotide messenger RNA. RefSeq lists its product as uncharacterized. Lineage: Eukaryota; Viridiplantae; Streptophyta; Magnoliopsida; Fabales; Fabaceae. Bases 1 to 492 code for a protein of 163 amino acids. The record is from RefSeq and is a predicted model, not a curated record. Gene Ontology annotation, molecular function: nucleic acid binding; RNA-DNA hybrid ribonuclease activity. The transcript has 2 exons.
AUGUUAGAUGGUAUUUGGAAAAACAGGAAUGACUAUGUUUGGCAUAAUGAACAAGAAGAAGCGUCAGCUUUGGGUUUAAAAGCGAAUUACGUUUGGAAUGAGUGGUUCCAAGCCCAAGAGAGAAUGGCUGGAAGUACAGCAUGGGACCCAGGAACUCUACCCGUCUUUGAAGCUGAAGCCUUGGCCCUUAAAGAGGCCAUCCUUGGGGCUAUAUCCUUGAAUUUGGAGUUCGUAAUUUUUGAAAGUGAUUCCCAAAUUGUUACACAAGCUGUCCACUCAAAUAAAAAGGGUGACUCUGAGUUUUGUCUUAUUAUUGAUUAUAUAUGUAGUUUAUUGAGGUCCUUCAAAAACUUUGAGGUAAAGUUUGUCAAACGUCAAGCGAAUUCGGUUGCUCAUUCCCUUGCAAGGGCGGCCAAUUCUUGGGCUCGACGUAGUUUAUUGAGUUCGACUCCUCUUUGUAUUGAACAUCUUUUGAUUAAUGAAAGUCGUUAA